UGAUUCCCUCGUGGGAUUCAUUGUGUACUGCACUUUUGUGACGAUAAUGGAAUGGGGGAAAAUGUGUGAUGGUGAAGACGUUAAGGAAUUUCCAUUCUCUUAAUUGAGUAUUUCGAAUUAGAUGGUUUUCAAGGCGACGACAGCAGGAUUUCGAGAGGCGACUGAAACUGAAUUUGCCAAAGUAAUAAUUACAAUCUUUGUUCCUCCAAACAUCGGGAAUCUGCAAGCACGAAUAGAUGCACUCUCCUCGUUCGUGUCUGUGGCGGAGCAUGUUGAACACUUCGAAAGUUUCUUCACUCUUUAUAAUAUCCGCACAAAAUGUGAAUACUUUGAAAUUUUGCACUGA
This is a messenger RNA of Gryllus bimaculatus (two-spotted cricket), 346 nucleotides long. The record is from the annotation of a GenBank genome assembly. NCBI's taxonomy places the organism in Eukaryota, Metazoa, Arthropoda, Insecta, Orthoptera, Gryllidae.